AUAUAUGUUCUGCAGGUUUUGAUUUUCAUAUUUCUGUACAAAUAUUCCCUCAAAAUCUUUUUUUUGCAUGUGGCACCACCAUUUGUAAGGAAGGAAAGGGUCCCACUCUGCACACCACGACUCAUCAACACCUAGAUUUUGAAUGUGCACCCAUUAUCCGCCGUACACCUGUCCUCAAUCCAACCAUGUAAUCACACACCUUUUCCCCCAGCCCAGAGUUGCCGUUUCUCCGUUAAGAUUCUUCCCCUCUCUUCUUCUAUUUAAGCCCCCCAAAAUCUGGAGUUUUGCGAAUCCAAACAGACGCAGAAAAAAUCGAGAUCCAGAACCAGAAGGGAAGUUGAAAGUGUAGAUCGAAUCAACAAUGGAGAUUUUCCGAGUUCAGUUCUUAGUAAUGGCGCUUGCAUUGGCUCUGGGUCUGGCUCUGGCUCUGCUCGUUCCUUCCAUCGGCGCCGAACGUCCGUCACCGGCACCUGCUCCUACAAGCGAUGGGGUAGCAGUGGAUCAGGGAAUUGCCUAUGUUUUAAUGCUCUUGGCUCUGGUGCUCACAUAUAUCAUUCACUAGCGUCAUGCCAUGGAAAGGGAGCAUCAAACGAAGUACGUUAAAUCUGUGUUGUUUAUUUCUUGAUUCUUUUACCAAUAUUUAUUCCAUAAAUUCAUACCGUCUUCAAGAUAUUUGUUUAUCCCUGUCUAAAUUCUAAUUUAUUUUGGGUUUUUUUUUUUUUUAUAAUUGUUUCAUUUUCUUAAAAUCCAAUAUGUACAAAAAGGGCUACCACAUUUAUUCAUUACACAGAGAUCGCAGGUGCCAUUGAUAUUGGCCUUAUUAUUAUUAUUAUUUGUUUUGAACAAAAUAGUACAUGAUUCCAAGUUUUGGAGUCUACUUGGCCUUAAAUGUAAUUUUCUUUUGAGAGGUUUUUGUAAAAUUAAAAAAACAAAAACGAAAAAUCUAUGUUUAACCCAAGCUUUUUAACUAGUGAAACAAGCCCUUAAAAAGUAAAAUUCACUAUCCAAAAUUUCCAUUCUAUUUUGUUUAUCUUGAACAAAGGGAACCCCUAAUUAGAAACUGGAGCUUGACCUUUGGAUGUCGAUCGAGGUAUAAUUGUUUCCAAUCGGGGAAAAGCCCUUCCUCUCUAAGCCAGACUCUUCUUAUGUGGUAGCCAAAGCUCUUCCACCACUCAUUGAGGCCCGUACUCCUCCAUCCCAAAGGACAUGCUCAGGUCUCAUUCCAUUCCUUUUGUAAUCAAGUGAACUAGAAAGGUUCUCAUUACCGGAAGUGAAAUAAAAGUCCAGCUGCCAUUCUUCGCUAUCCUCACAUAAUUUUUUUUUUUUUUUUGGGUGCAAUUUUUCAAAUAAUUAUAGCCCUUUUUUCUCAGUCAGCAACUCCAAUAAAGCAACCAGGACUUGCUUGGGCAUCUAUGUACAAUGUUGUGGAUUCAAGGCAUAAUCUUUUUUCCUUUUUGAACAUACCUUUUGAACUCAAUGUAAUUUGCACCCUAUUCUUCAGAAUCUAUUAUUAUGAUAAAAUGAUUAAAAACCAAUUUUAGUCCCUCAACUUCAAAGUUUUACACAAUUGUCAUCUCUCAAGUAGUUUAAACGUUUUUUUAGUCCCUAAAUUUUUUUUAAAAAAAUAUAUACUUUUUUUAUUCCUCUAUAAGUUAAUAUGUUAAGUGUGUAUACAUCUAUAUAUUUUUAAUCUAUAAACUUAUAAGUUCAAA
Rubroshorea leprosula is the source of this 1712-nucleotide messenger RNA. NCBI's taxonomy places the organism in Eukaryota, Viridiplantae, Streptophyta, Magnoliopsida, Malvales, Dipterocarpaceae. The record is from the annotation of a GenBank genome assembly.